This is a messenger RNA of Rubroshorea leprosula, 1242 nucleotides long. Lineage: Eukaryota; Viridiplantae; Streptophyta; Magnoliopsida; Malvales; Dipterocarpaceae. The record is from the annotation of a GenBank genome assembly.
UAAAGCUGCAAAAAGGCUAAGUGUAGGGAGGGGAUAUGGAGGCAUGGAGACCCUUGAUGCUGUCAAUUACAGUUUUUAUGGUUAUUAUGCAGAGGGGGGAGGGACAGUUAUCAGAAAAUUUCUACAGCUCUACUUGCCCCAAUGUGGAAUCCAUUGUGAAACAGGUGGUGGACACUAAGGUUAAUCAGACUUUCGUCACGGUUCCGGCAACCCUGCGUCUGUUCUUCCAUGACUGCUUUGUUCAGGGAUGUGAUGCAUCAAUCCUGAUUUCGUCGCCAAAUGGGGAUGCAGAGAAGGAUGCUCCGGACAAUUUGUCCCUUGCAGGGGACGGAUUCGACACCGUAAUUAAGGCAAAGGCGGCAGUUGAACAGGCCUGCCCUGGAGUUGUGUCCUGUGCAGAUAUUCUGGCUAUUGCUGCCAGGGAUGUUGUUGUCAAGGCUCGAGGUCCUUCUUUCGAUGUAGAAUUGGGACGUCUUGAUGGUCUCGUAUCAAAGGCAUCAUCCGUGGCCGGAAAACUACCGGAGCCUGAUUUCGAUCUGGAUCAACUUAAUGCUCUGUUUGCCAAGAACAACCUUACCCAAACUGACAUGAUUGCACUCUCCGGAGCACAUACAGUCGGUUUUUCUCACUGCGACCGAUUCGCAAACAGGAUAUACUCAUUUUCAAAGUCCUCUCAAGUGGAUCCUACUCUGAAUUCGUCCUAUGCCGUCCAGUUGAUGCAGGCUUGUCCUCGAAAUGUAGACCCCUCGAUUGCCAUUGACAUGGAUCCUGUAACUCCACAAGAAUUUGACAAUAUGUACUACAAGAAUCUGGUCAACGGGAAGGGGUUGUUCACUUCCGAUGAAGUGCUGUUCACUGACCCUGCAUCUCGGUCUACCGUGAAUGAUUUUGCUAAUAAUCCUACUGACUUCAAUGGAGCCUUUGGCGCAGCAAUGAGGAAGCUAGGGAGGACGAAAGUCAAGACUGGGAAGCAGGGGGAGAUAAGGAGGGACUGUACGGCAUUCAAUAAUUCUUGAAAAAGGAAGAUCUUUGCAUUGAGCACUGCAAGUUGAAAUAAGGAGCAUUUGAUUCCAAAAACGAUGCUCAUCAUUCAUUUCUGAUUUCAUAGGAGGAUUUGCCAUGUAAAUGUGAAAAACAAGAAAAAUAUAAUGAUAAUUGUUACUUCACAUUUAUUCAUUACUGAUUUCUGUUUUCUGAUUUCAUAGUUUGGCCAUUUGGUUAAAAUAAAUGGCUUCUAAAACU